Molecule: messenger RNA, 4223 nt
Organism: Vollenhovia emeryi
Lineage: Eukaryota; Metazoa; Arthropoda; Insecta; Hymenoptera; Formicidae
Gene: TBCD
Product: tubulin-specific chaperone D
Exons: 17
Coding region: 584-4057 (1157 amino acids)
Biological process (GO): post-chaperonin tubulin folding pathway; adherens junction assembly; microtubule cytoskeleton organization
Cellular component (GO): lateral plasma membrane
Molecular function (GO): GTPase activator activity; beta-tubulin binding
Source: RefSeq, a predicted model, not a curated record
GUGCCUCUAGACCAUGAUGUAAGUAUAAAGGUGUACCAUUGCGCAUAAUGGCGUCAUCCGUAGUGACGUAUGUGUAGUAGGCCAAUGAAAAAUGGCCAGGAAUGCAGCCGCGAAAUUCAAAUGCUCUAUUAAUCGUAUAUUACUAAAUAUAUAUUAAAAUAUAUAUUUUAACUUAAAAUUUGUAAUAAAAGAAUAAUAUUUCAAGAUAUCCUCUUCAAGAUAUCCUCAAUAGGCUCCACGUCCGUAUUCUCGAGGCCCCUGCUAUCAAUCUCCGUCGCCAGCCAUUCUCUUAAUACGCACACUUAACCUUACCAACACUGUUUAUUCUGUGUGACACUGUCAGCAGCCAUAUUGAAUUCUAACAUUCCUGGCCAUUUCUGAUUGGCUAUCAUUUUUGACGACUGCGCAUCCACGGGAAUGGAACACCUUUAUACUUACAUCAUGCUCUAGACACGCUGGCUGGAUCUGUCAAAAUUGCGCAGUAUGAUUAAGGUUAUCCCGCCGACGGCAAGCGUUUAGUCGGGCGGUUUGUGAUCCGCGAAGUCGCCCGUGCGAGUGAGCUCUCGGCGGACCCGGCGGAACGAUGGUGUUGAACGACAGCGCGGACAUCUCCGAGAGGGUGGGAUGCGGUUUCAGCACGUUCAAGGAGGUGGACGAGGUGACCGCCCUGAUAGCGGAGCUGAGGCGGCCGGAUCUGCUGGCGAGCCUCGUGGAGCGAAACCGGGACCGCUUCAACUUCAUCCUCACCCAGUACCAGGAUCAGCAUCAUCUCCUGGACCCGUACCUCGAGAGGAUCCUCGAGUCCCUGCUGUCGAUCAUCAAGGAUGACGACUGCCCGGAGAACGUCAAGCAUAACGCGUUCAAGUACCUGUUUAUCAUCAUGUCCGUGAAGACGUACAAGAGGAUCGUCACUUACCUCCCGCACGAGGUGGGCGACCUCCUGCCGGUGCUGAGGAUGCUCGAGAAGCAGGACCCGAACGACGUGAAGACGUGGGAGACCAGAUACGUCCUGCUCGUCUGGUUGUCCAUCAUCUCGAAGAUCCCGUUCCCCCUGUCUCGCCUCGAGACAUCCGAGAAUUUAGAUCCGGAGCAAACUAUCAUCGUCAGGAUUCUAAAAGUAUGCAAACUGUACUGCCUGUCGACCGACGCGUGCGCUGUAGCAGCUGUGUUUUUAAUAGCAAGCUUUUUAACAAGAUCGGACGUCAAGAAGUUAUACCUGGAAGAAAUGAUUAUGUGGUGCUUGAAGUGUAUAGAAAGUAAUCCUUUGAGACACGGACCUCUGGCUGUAAUAGCCUCGAUAUUAAAGCAUAGCGCCAGAGAAGACGUCAAGCCGUACAGCCAGAUGCUUCUUGAUAAUAUGUUGAAGCUCCGGUUGAGCGACAAUCCAGCAGAUCUGAUUAGAAAAUUUGGAACAAAAGUUGUCCAGCGCAUAGGUCUGGUAUUAUUGAGAACAAAAUUGGCAUCCUGGCGCUACCAGAAGAUGAGCCGGCCGAUAAGUCUUAUGCCCAAUGCCAAGGCGGAUAUUGAUAAUACUGAAAGUAUUGUUGAUAUUAAAAAAUUAAGUAUUUCGAACGACAAUGAAGAUCAGGAUAUUCCCCCGGCUAUUGAGGAUAUAAUAGAGCAACUCGUACAAGGUCUUCGGGACAAAGCGAUUACCAUAAGGUGGUCCGCAGCGAAAGGUAUCGGCAGGAUAACCGCGAGACUGCCGAUAGACUUAGCUGACGAUGUUCUAGGUUUUGUAUUGAAUCUGUUUUCCGGGCGUGAAUCAGACUCAGCGUGGCAUGGUGGCUGUUUGGCGCUCGCGGAACUUGGCAGACGUGGCCUAUUGUUACCUCAUCGCUUGAGCGAUGUCAUUCCCGUGGUUCUGCAAGCCUUGGUCUUCGAUGAACCUAGAACUUACGGCUCGAUCGGUUAUUUGAUCAGAGACGCCGCCUGUUACAUAUGCUGGUCUUUUCCAAGAGCCUAUGAUCCGCAUGUUUUCGAGCGUUACGUCAAAGAGAUCGCGGCAAUGUUAUUAGUUGUAACGUGCUUCGAUAGAGAGAUAAACUGCCGAAGAGCAGCGUCUGCCGCGUUUCAAGAAAAUGUUGGCAGACAAGGCAACGUUCCACAUGGCAUAGACAUACUCACUCUCGCUGACUACUUUGAAGUUGGCGUAAGGAGUCACACGUACCUCAAAAUCAGCGUACAAAUCGCACAAUAUGAAGAAUACACGAAGCCCUUGAUAGAUCACCUAGUGGCAAAAAAGGUCACACAUUGGGACACCGCAAUUAGAGAGCUCUCGGCUAAGUCGCUUUUCAAUCUGACGACAGCUGAUCCGCAUUACAUGACAACUAAAGUACUGCCGGCCUUGCUGAACAUGCUAAAUUCCAUCGAUUUAAAUGUUAGGCACGGUGCUGUAUUAGCCACUGCGGAAAUUCUCGAAGCUCUGUACAAUCACUGUAACGAUAAAAUUGAGAAUAUUAUCGGAGCCUUUGCUACAAUUGAUAUAACGGAUAUAGUGCGAACUUUCAGAACUAGAGGACAAUUUAAAGGUCUCGGCGGAGAGCUAAUGAAACAAGCGUGUGCUGUGCUAAUUAAGAAAUGUUCCACUGUUCAUUUUCCCAUUCAUUUUACGGACGUUGUCGAUGACUGGCAAAAGUUAUUAGAAGAAUGCCUGAGCCACGAAGUAUCGGCAGUUAAAUUAAAAGCGGCCGAAGCACAUACGAAUUUCUUCGUAGAAUAUUAUGUAGAUAUCGAUUAUGACGCCCGAAGCGCUGUAGUUAAUCGUUACUUGGAGUCCUUACAAUCGAACAGUCAGUCCAUUAGAAUAGGAUUCGCACAAGCAAUAGGGCAUUUCUCACUGUUUGUAAUCCGUGAAAGAGUGAAAGACGUCAUAAACUCGUUAAUCACGUGCACUCACGUGUCGGAGAACACGCUGAAAUGGGCGGAGAGUAGAAAGGAAGCUUUGCACUCUCUAAUAAUGGUGUUGCAGACGUUAGGAAUUGACGAAGUCGACAAGUGGCAACCGUUUGUACCAGAUCUGUACAAUUGUUAUUUGUUGGCUCUCAAAGAAUAUACCCUAGAUAGUCGUGGAGAUAUAGGCGCUUGGGUAAGAGAAGCGGCUAUGAUUGGAUUACACGUAUUAACGAAUCUAGUGUCGCAAGCAAAACUAUUAUCCGUAUUGAGCGAGGAUUUAAUGGCUGGUAUCAUCGGCGGUGUCGCACAGCAAGCUGUCGAGAGAAUAGAUGGAAUUCGAGCCCAGGCCGGUACUGUAUUCAGUGCACUUAUACACAGCGAUCCGCCACUUCCAAAUGUACCAUAUCACGACGAGUUGAAAGCUAUAUUUCCUUAUAACGAAUGUAAGGAAACUAUCGAGUGGCGAAUGGAAUCUGCAACGUUUCCACGAUUUAUUAAGAUGCUAAGCUUUCCGCCGUAUAAAAUAAAUUUGUUACGCGGUAUUAUAUUCAGCGUUGGCGGCAUAAGCGAAUCAUUGGUCAAAUAUUCGAGUGUGUCCUUAUUUACUUAUCUACAAGAGAUCGAUGAGGCGGGUUUAAAGGAUUUGUGUGAAAAAAUAUUGGAUAUAUUCGAGGAAAGUCAUAAAAAUGAACGAAUGAUAACGUCAAUGUUGGCUUUCUUGGAUCGUUUAUUGAGUUCAGGCUGUAUUCAGUCUGUCCUAGAUGAUGCAGACAAUACAAUCUCGGAACGUAUAUUGACGCUGUUAAAACACGAAAUAAAAUAUUCCAGUAAUAUAAAACUGCUCAUCAGCAGUAUAAAUGUUUUCUGCCAGUUACUGCAGGUACGGGGACCCGUUGCAAAGAGAGCAUUUUGUCAAUUGAGCAUAUUUUUGUGCCACAAAUAUAGGAGCUUGAGGAAGACAACGGCUAUACGUACUUACGAGACGUUGACCCUUUACGGAGAGGAGAUGGAUAUAGCGGAAGAAGAUUUAACAAAUAUACUCACAAAAUUGAACGCGACAGAUUGGGAGCAACCAAUCCCAGAUUUACGCCCGAUCCGAAAUAAUUUGUGUGAACUAAUGGACGUGUCUGCUCCAGUUUUACAAACUAAAUCAACGAAUUGAGAAAGGCUUUACAUGCGAGGAUUUUUAUUAAAAUUGUAUUUUAUUUGGAUACCUAGAGGGCAUAAUAGAGGUGAGAACCUUUAAUCACCAAUGUGAUGUGUUAAAGUAAAAAAUUAAGGUAAAAAUUGUUACAGUUCUCACAGCAAAUAAGACUAAUGCUAAACUC